GUUUCAGAGCACAUGCAUGCGUCGCUCGCUGCGUUUUGCUACUCUGCUGUACCGCCUGGGGAAUUCACCUUGUCAUUGCUUGGGGUAUCUUCCACCCGUUACAAAAUCAGGAAAGUUGUGUUCUCUAACACCAGAGGUCUGGCUUUCUGGGGGUGAUUCUGAGACAUUGAAGUGCAAAGAAGAGACAACUCCUAGAGAAGUAAAAUAUGACUAAAAGCAAUGGAGAAGAGCCCAGGAUGGGGGGCAGGAUGGAGAGAUUCCAGCAAGGAGUCCGUAAACGCACACUCUUGGCCAAGAAGAAAGUACAGAACAUCACAAGAGAGGAUGUUAAAAGCUACCUAUUUCGGAAUGCUUUUGUGCUGCUCACUGUCACCGCCGUCAUUGUGGGUACAAUCCUUGGAUUUACCCUCCGACCAUAUAAAAUGAGCUACCGGGAAGUCAAGUAUUUCUCCUUUCCUGGGGAACUUCUGAUGAGGAUGUUACAGAUGCUGGUGUUACCACUUAUCAUCUCCAGUCUUGUCACAGGAAUGGCGGCCCUAGAUAGUAAGGCAUCAGGGAAGAUGGGAAUGCGAGCUGUAGUCUAUUACAUGACUACGACCAUCAUUGCCGUGGUGAUUGGCAUAAUCAUUGUCAUCAUCAUCCAUCCUGGGAAGGGCACAAAGGAAAAUAUGCACAGAGAAGGCAAAAUUGUACAAGUGACAGCUGCAGACGCCUUCCUGGACUUGAUCAGGAAUAUGUUCCCUCCAAAUCUGGUGGAAGCCUGCUUUAAACAGUUUAAAACCAACUAUGAGAAGAGAAGCUUUAAAGUGCCCAUCCAGUCCAAUGAAACACUCCUGGGUGCUGUGAUAAACAAUGUGUCAGAGGCCAUGGAGACUCUUACGAGGAUCACAGAAGAGAUGGUCCCAGUUCCAGGGUCUGUGAAUGGGGUCAAUGCCUUGGGACUAGUUGUCUUCUCCAUGUGCUUCGGUUUUGUGAUUGGAAACAUGAAGGAGCAGGGGCAAGCCCUGAGAGAGUUCUUUGAUUCUCUUAACGAAGCCAUCAUGAGAUUGGUAGCAGUGAUAAUGUGGUACGCCCCUCUGGGCAUCCUCUUCCUGAUUGCAGGGAAAAUUGUUGAGAUGGAAGACAUGGGCGUGAUUGGGGGACAGCUUGCCAUGUACACAGUGACAGUCAUCGUGGGCUUACUCAUUCACGCAGUGAUUGUCCUGCCCCUCCUCUACUUCUUGGUAACACGCAAAAACCCUUGGGUUUUCAUCGGUGGCUUGCUGCAAGCACUCAUCACGGCUCUGGGAACCUCUUCCAGUUCCGCCACCCUACCCAUCACCUUCAAGUGCCUGGAAGAGAACAAUGGCGUGGACAAACGCGUCACCAGAUUCGUGCUCCCAGUAGGGGCCACCAUUAACAUGGAUGGAACCGCCCUCUAUGAAGCUUUGGCUGCCAUUUUCAUAGCUCAAGUUAACAACUUUGAACUGAACUUUGGACAGAUUAUUACCAUCAGCAUCACAGCCACAGCUGCCAGUAUCGGAGCAGCUGGGAUUCCUCAGGCGGGCCUGGUCACCAUGGUCAUCGUGCUGACAUCCGUGGGCCUGCCCACCGACGACAUCACGCUCAUCAUUGCAGUAGACUGGUUCCUGGACCGUCUCCGCACCACCACCAAUGUGCUGGGAGACUCACUUGGAGCUGGCAUUGUUGAGCACUUGUCACGACAUGAACUGAAGAACCGAGAUGUUGAAAUGGGUAAUUCAGUGAUUGAAGAGAAUGAAAUGAAGAAACCAUAUCAGCUGAUUGCCCAGGAAAGCGAGACUGAAAAACCCAUUGACAGUGAAACCAAGAUGUAGACAACAAAGAAAACGCUUUCUUGAGCACCAGGUGUUUGAAAACCAUUAUGAAAUGUUUCCAUCUUGUUCCAACUCAUUCUCUCCAGUAAACCCCUUACUUCCCUUUGCCUCUCUACUCUGAUAGGAUUGGGAAAUAUUCAUCCAAAAACAAGGGAGGAUCUUGUGGCGGCCAAAAUCUGUAGUUUUCAUCCCACAUUUGAAAUUUUUGAGUCAUUUCGUGUUAGUCUUAUCUCAUAAGGUACAGAGAUCAAAAAUAGUCUUGAUCAGAUCUUAGAAGUUUAUGUGGCACACAAUCCUGUAAAUGUGAUUUUUUUAAGUAAGUUAAAGAGUCAAACAAAGAGUAGGCUAAAAACAUGCUUUUAAGUUAACUUUCAAAACUUAAAAAUCCUUCAGAAUACAAUUCAAUUUUAGCAUCCAAAUGAAACAACUUGAUAAACUACAAUCAAUUGUCAGUUGGAUAGUAGAAGGGUUUUUUCCCAUUACCGUUCUGAUUUGUGUCCUUAUCUUAUUAGUAGCAGGACAACAUGAAUACACACCCAACACAGCUGUGAGGAGGCACAUAAAGUGAAAUUUCCCUGUGGCCGUGGGCAAGUUCCAUCUCAUCUCUAGGCCUCAAUAUUCUCAUCUCUAAAAGGAAUGAGUUCCCUAGAUGCCUUUAUGGCCUCUUCUGGCCCACGCAUGCUGUGGCGUUGUGAACGAGCCUGCCCUCUAUUUCCCUCGGAACAUCCUGUAGCAAGUAUCAUUCCAGGGACUGUGGGACUUUCAGAAAGGACAUUUAUUGGGAAGGAACAUUCCCAAGUAGGAGCGGGAUGGCUGUGAGGUUUACCAGGUCCUGUGUCCAAAAUGUCACUUAUACAAGUCACAGGGCUGGAGGCUAUCCCAGGAGUGGAAUUAUUCAUGAAACUCUGCUCAGUUCUUCCCAACAGGGGAAGUAUUCCCUUCUUCCCUACUCUUCCCAAACUGAAGGGACUGCUCUGGGAAGGCUGUCUCCCACCACUCCUCCACUGAGGCUAGGCUUUUAAAAAAUAAAAUGUAAGACUAGCAACUAGCAAGGGUGCUCAUGGUCUUACUGUGGAACACUAAAGAGCUGGCUAGGAAAGAGUGGAGCACGGUUGACUUUAUAAAGAGAGGAUUUUAAAACACCAAGAUUAUGGGUCAUCUUUAAGGAAGAAUAAUAAAAAAAGGGGAGGUUCAUUUUUUUAAAACCAGAAACGUUUUUUUCUCUUCAGUUCAAAAUUAUUCCCCAAGGAAGUCUGCAUAUCAAAAUAAAAGGUUACUUCUUAUAUAGUUUAAACAAGUCAAAUGAAUGAGCUCUCUCUCUUAUAGAGGUCUGUGAGCUGGGUGGGUGGUCUCUUAUUUGAAAAGGCUUUUGACUAUACUCAAAAGUUGUUAGAAUGAGAGAAACAAGAUAUUUCUUUGUGUGAAAUUCCACUUCUCAAGUCAUUCAAAACCUUCAGCUGGAGUGGAGUUUGGUUUUGUUUUGUUUAUGUCCCUGAGAGAAAUGGUGGAAGAUGAAUCAGUAUGAAGACAUUGUCACUGUGGUUCCAAGAGAAAAACAGCAGGGGCGUUAGUUUCAAUCGAGGCAGCUCCCAAGUUUAAAGAUUAAUUUUGUAGCCCCUAAGGAGUAUCCAGUCAAAGACGCAGAGGGGGAGCUGUCGGACAGUACCAGCUACGGUUUGAGUUUCUGACUGAAAAUGGUGAAAAAUUGACUUAAUUAUGCUAACAGACUGAAAAUCUAGACGUACGUCCUCUGAUUACAACUAGAGAUAUUUUUAUAGAGAUCCUGAGCAUUAUGUGUGUACAAAAGUUAACGUUAGGCUGUGGUGGAGUAACCAUUUAAUGUCAAGGCUCUAUUUGGGAAUACACUACAAGUUAAGGUACAUGGCUGUCAUCUUAUGACACCAAUAGAGCAAAAAUUAACCAUGUCAAAUUAAUUCUGUUACACAAUGUGAUCUUUUUUUAUACUAACCAUUUCUGGUGGAAAGCAGGUCUUCUAGGAUGAUCCUCUCGCCAGCCCAUCACAGGCUCUGCAUGUCUAUGCACCCAGUGUGGACUGAGAAGUGUUACUUUGUAGAUGUAUUUUCAAUAAAGAAAAAAAUUAGUUUUACAUUA
This is a messenger RNA of Equus quagga, 3947 nucleotides long. It is a transcript of the gene SLC1A3, whose product is annotated as solute carrier family 1 member 3. Gene Ontology annotation, biological process: L-aspartate import across plasma membrane; D-aspartate import across plasma membrane; L-glutamate import across plasma membrane. Gene Ontology annotation, cellular component: plasma membrane. Lineage: Eukaryota; Metazoa; Chordata; Mammalia; Perissodactyla; Equidae. Gene Ontology annotation, molecular function: L-glutamate transmembrane transporter activity; neutral L-amino acid transmembrane transporter activity; glutamate:sodium symporter activity. Bases 207 to 1835 code for a protein of 542 amino acids. The transcript has 10 exons. The record is from RefSeq and is a predicted model, not a curated record.